Symbiodinium sp. CCMP2456 is the source of this 360-nucleotide messenger RNA. Lineage: Eukaryota; Dinophyceae; Suessiales; Symbiodiniaceae. The record is from the annotation of a GenBank genome assembly.
AUGGCUAGUUCGGGCAGCAACGGAACGAUGCUCGUGAAAUGCGAGACCAAGAGUAAUCGGGUCAAGGGCUUAAGCUUUCAUCCCAAGCUCUCUUGGAUCCUGGCAAGUCUCCACAAUGGCACGAUCCAGCUGUGGGACUACAGGAUCGGUUCCUUGAUUGACAAGUUUGAGGAGCACGAGGGAGGUCCUGUGCGAGGCAUUUGCUUCCACCUCUCGCAGCCACUGUUUGUUUCCGGUGGCGACGACUACAAGAUCAAAGUUUGGAACUACAAGCUCCGAAGAUGUAUUUUCACUCUUCUAGGCCAUCUCGACUAUAUCAGAACGGUCGAGUUCCACGACGAGUACCCGUGGAUUCUUAGU